UUGUUAAGUAUCCGACGGUCGGUGCGGGAAGUGGUGGAAGGAGUGCCAAACCUCGAGAGUCUUAAUCUAAUCGGUUGUUAUAAUCUGACGGACGAGUGGCUGACCAGUGCUCUCACGAAACCGAAGGACAGUUUAGUUGAGCUCAACCUAAGUAUGUGUAAACCAAUCACCGACCACUCGCUGGAACGGAUCGGUGACUAUCUGAAGAAUGUGGAGACACUGGACCUGAGCGGGUGCUCGAACAUCACCAACACGGGGCUCCUGGAGCUGUCGAUGGAGCUGAAGCGGCUGAAGUACCUGAACCUCCGGAGCUGUCGACACGUGUCGGAUGUGGGCAUCGGUCACAUCGCGGGCACCACUCAGGAGACAGGUCUGGUGGGCGCGGGACUGUUCACUCUGGAGUUUUUGGGUCUUCAGGACUGCCAGAAGAUCAGCGACGACUCCCUCCGUCACAUCGCCGCCAAACUCAAUCACUUGCGGGCAAUAAACUUGAGCUUCUGUUCCUCGAUCACAGACUUCGGACUCAAACACUUGUCCUCAAUGUCUAACUUACGUGAAAUCAAUUUGAGGAGUUGUGACAACAUUACCGACCAAGGGUUGGGACACCUGUCCGACGGCACGGUCCGCAACCUACAGGUGCUAGACGUCAGUUUCAGCAGUGAUAAGAUCGGUGACCAGGGAUUAGUGCACAUCUCCCAGAAACUGGUUCACCUCCGCAGCCUUAGUCUGAACGCGUGUUCCGGUGUGACGGACGAGGGGCUGACCAAGAUCUCGCGGACACUACUGGGCCUCCAAGUGCUCAAUUUGGGCCAAUGCAACAAAAUCACCGACAAAGGCCUGUGCGCUAUUGGCCAGCAUUUAGUCAAUUUAACAAACAUUGAUCUCUACGGGUGUUCACUGAUCAGUACAGUGGGUCUCGAGAAGAUCCAUCAGUUACCACAUCUCAAUCAUCUCAAUCUCAAACUCUGGCAAAAGGAUCAACAGAUCACCAAUCAGUCGACCAAUCAGUGCUAA
Oppiella nova is the source of this 1014-nucleotide messenger RNA. The record is from the annotation of a GenBank genome assembly. NCBI's taxonomy places the organism in Eukaryota, Metazoa, Arthropoda, Arachnida, Sarcoptiformes, Oppiidae.